UGCAUGCUAUCAGAGGGGAAACAUGACAGACGCCAGUACACAAGCAGCUUUUGCCUAAAUAUAGAACUGCCUGGAAAAGCAGAACAACAAAAAAAAAUGUAAAUAAUUAUUUUUCUGCAUAAACUGAAGUAACGGAACUACAGAAGAGAUGGGAUGGAUUGUGAAUUUAUGGACGAUCAGUCUUCUGACUUUUUCUAACAGCUUCAUUUGGACGUAUGAAACCCAAUCAAAUCCUUCACUUGCCUUCAGGGUGACACCAAGCUCUUCAGCUUCAACAAAACCACUGGAUAUGUUUGAUGAAGAGUUCAUCAGCAUUAAGCUGGGUGAGAAGAUUAAUCUGAGCUGCACAAAUCGAACAUGGAGCACAAUGCUGUUUGAUACCUGGGAGUUAAAGCACACGGAUGAAAUGAAGUGCAGGAUUGCAAACAGCAAUAGCGAUCCUGCUGUCAAUACUUGUAAUGAUGGAAGAAUACUUAUCAAUACAACGGAAGGAAGAUCACAGCUGCACAUACCCUCAUUUAAAUAUACAUAUGAAGGGAUUUACACAUGUCAGACAGCUUUCCAACAUGGGAGCCACAAAAUAUUGUUUAAUGUAUCUGCCAUAGUUCAACCAGAGAUAAGUGGAAGAAUUGAAUAUUCUCCCAAUGACAAUCAUGACGUGGCUGUGUGUGAAGCUUCCAAUGGGAGACCAAAUGCAAGCAUAUCAUGGUCAUCAGAUGGAAAUGUAACUGACAAGAUCACUUACAACCAGAAUCGUACCUUUACAGUGGAAAGCAGGCUUAUCAUACCUUACAAUACAUCUAUGGGAAAUGUCACCUGCAUAGUCAGUCAUCCAUAUUGGAAUGAAUCACAAACUUACACUAUUCCAUUAAUCCACACAGCUCGACAUUCAAUGUAUUGGGUUGUCAUUCCCUCCUGUUUAUUUUGUGUUCUGUUGAUUAUAUUUGUAACAUCUUUUGCUUGCAUAAAAAAGUACCUAGCUGACCUCAGAAAUUGUUGCAAGUCAACCAUCCCUGUAGCAACUGCACCAACCAAAACUCAGCAGGAUGUGGAAGAAGUUGAACCCUAUGCAAGCUAUGUAGAAAGGGUGAACUCCAUCUACAAUCAGUCAGCAGAGAGGUGUAACGUGUAAAGAUAUUGACAUCAUGUGGCUGAAUAACCAAUUCCAUGUACUGUAAGAAGAAAUGAGUUUGAUUGGAAGUCAAAGUGAGGAAAUGGAUUGUGAAAAAUGAAUCAAGGAACUAAUUUUAAUCUUCACUUGCAACAAGAUUUUAUAUUCUUGUUACACUAUAAAGCUGGUUCAGCAGAAGCCCAUUCCAAAGUGAUUUUGAUGACUUGAAGUGGCUUGCUUUUUAUUUUUAUUUUUUUACUUGUGCAAGAUCAAUAUGCCAGGACCCUAUGAACAGGAAUAUAUACUUCCCUAUGACUAGGUCAGGAGUGAGAACAUGUUCAAUGUUUCUGUACCAGGAAUUCAUGUUAAACUUAGAGUGUGUGCAAUUGAGCCUUUACUUGUAGAGUUCAUGACUUUACAGUUUUAAGAGCUUUCACCUUUGUGUGUAAACGUAUAUGUCAGGUACUAAUAUAUACGUAAACAUAUUGUGUGUAUUUAAAUAUACCAGUUAAUAAUCAGUAUAAAAUGCAAUUUUUGAUUAGCUUGCCUGUGAAAUAAUGUGCCUUAUUGUAAGCAUUGAAUGAUUAUUAUUUACAUGCAUUAAUGUGUGCUAGAAUUUACUAAUUGAUUGGAUGGCAGCAAUUCUUGCAUUUUUGCAUCCAACAAAUGUAUUGUCAUUCUGUAAUGACUUUGUUGUGUUACAAAUGCCGAUUGGAUAAAGCAUUUUAUCCACCCGGGUGUUAGUUCUUUACACUCAAUUAUUUUGUAUGCACAGCAACCAGCAAUAAUACAGUUGUCAUUUUAGACGGAUUAUUACAAUCAUUCCCCAACGCCUUACUCAAGGACAAUCAAUUGUAGAAGUACUGCUCCACCUAGUGGUGAAAAAAAAACAACUUCCCUGAAUUUAUUAAUGGAAAAAGAAAGUGUUUAUAUAAAAAAUACUUAUUUAUUGUACACCUUCCUGCACAAAUUUAACAAGCUUGUAUUUCUUUAGGUAUUUUUUUAAAACUAUUUUGAGAUAUAAUUUAGCCUUGACAAUAAUGAUCAACAAGGAAGAGUGGAGAGUAGGAAAAUCAGGAUGCCUUUCAUUAAAAUGUCUACCAAGCUGACCACUUUUGUAUCUUUUGUGCUAUUAAAUAACAGUGAGCAAAUGUAUGUAAUUAAAUAUCAAUCUUAUUUAUAUAUGUGGUGUACUAAAAAAUACAAGGCAUUAAAGCACAUGUAAAGCUGCUCAUUAGCUUUCUGUAAUUUUCAAAAGAUGACUUUUUAAAUUUUGUUUCAUUGAGUCGUUUGCUACAGCAGUAAAUUAUUUACAUUGAUUGCAUGCUCUUUACAUGUGUAUUAAGUGUAGCCUGCAUUAGGCCUACUGUUGGAAACAUAUUACAAUACAAGCACUAUUGAAAUCUGAUGCAUUUGAAUGAUAAAAUGUAAAUGUAAAUAUUGUUUAUGUAAGCAUAAGAAAGAUAUUGC
Messenger RNA from Polyodon spathula (Mississippi paddlefish), 2581 nucleotides. Its product is annotated as cell surface glycoprotein CD200 receptor 1-like. The record is from RefSeq and is a predicted model, not a curated record. Gene Ontology annotation, molecular function: signaling receptor activity. Gene Ontology annotation, biological process: regulation of neuroinflammatory response. The transcript is spliced from 7 exons. Bases 149 to 1132 code for a protein of 327 amino acids. Lineage: Eukaryota; Metazoa; Chordata; Actinopteri; Acipenseriformes; Polyodontidae.